AUGAGUCACAGGGACUAUUACCUUCGUCUUAAAUCACUUCAGUCUGAUUUGGACCACCUCAAAAUGAUUGACGGGUACAUCCACGAGGAACAACAAGCUCUUCGUUUGGAAUUGUCUCGUGCACAAGAAGAAGUGAAAAGAGUCCAAAGUGUACCCCUUCACAUUGGGCAGUUUGUCGAGAUGGUCGACAAAGACACUGCGGUCGUCACGUUGUCCUCUGGAACAACACAGAACCUCAGUUGCGCACCACAAGCAAUCCAACGCACUUGUCGAUGUACUCCCACCAGAGGCCGAUUCUGCAAUUCGUAUAUGACAAAGGGAGAAAUGCCGAAUGUCACAUACGCGGACAUCGGAGGGUGCGACAUACAGAAACAAGAGAUCAGAGAAGCUGUUGAAUUGCCGUUGACACAGAGCGAGUUGUAUAAGCAAAUUGGUAUCGACCCGCCAAGAGGAUGUUUGUUGUACGGUCCGCCUGGUACUGGGAAGACCAUGUUAGCCAAAGCCGUCGCACACCACACGUCUGCGGCGUUCAUUCAAAUUGUUGGUUCUGAGUUUGCCCAACAGUAUUUGGGUGAGGGUCCAAGAAUGGUGAGAGACGUCUUUCGAUUGGCACGAGAGAAUGCGCCUUCUAUUGUUUUUAUCGAUGAAGUCGACUCUAUUGCGACGAAGAGACACGACGCACAAAACGGCGCUGAUCGGGAAGUCCAAAGAGUCUUAAUGGAAUUACUCACGCAAAUGGAUGGGUUCGACCAAACAACCAAUGUCAAAAUUAUAAUGGCCACAAACAGAGCCGAUUCAUUGGACCCCGCGUUACUGAGACCCGGGAGACUUGAUAGAAAGAUCGAAUUUCCACUUCCCGACCGAAGACAAAAGAGACUCAUCUUCCAAGUGUUGACGCAAAAAAUGAAUUUGUCGAAAGAAAUUGAUUUGGAGGAUUUCGCGAGUCGUCCCGACCGAAUUUCAGGAGCGGAAAUAGCGAGUAUUUGCCAAGAGGCUGGGAUGCACGCGGUUCGCAAGAACAGGUAUAUCAUCUUGCCGAUUGACUUUGACAAGGCGUAUAAGAAGGUUGUCAGAAAACAGACACAAGCGAUGGACUUCUAUAGAUGA
This is a messenger RNA of Entamoeba invadens IP1, 1107 nucleotides long. Its product is annotated as 26S protease regulatory subunit 6B, putative. Gene Ontology annotation, molecular function: proteasome-activating activity; ATP binding; ATP hydrolysis activity. Gene Ontology annotation, biological process: proteasome-mediated ubiquitin-dependent protein catabolic process. The transcript has 2 exons. The coding region runs from base 1 to 1107 and encodes 368 amino acids. The record is from RefSeq and is a predicted model, not a curated record. NCBI's taxonomy places the organism in Eukaryota, Evosea, Mastigamoebida, Endamoebidae. Gene Ontology annotation, cellular component: proteasome regulatory particle, base subcomplex.